UGUUGUUCAGGAGUGCGCCGAUUUCCGAGGGACACCUUCCGCUAUGCUGGCCGCGCAGGAUCCAUGAGAACUCUCAAUGAAAACAAGGGGGAGGAGGAGGAGGGGGGCUCCGGCUGCAACGCCAUGGAGGACAAGGAGAAUAAUCUGAAAACGGCCAGGUUGUGGAGGGAUGCCGCCCUGCGCUCCAGGAAGCUGCGGAGCGACCUGCGCCAGCUCACCCUCUGCUCCAAAAACAACCAGAUUGUCCUGCCCGAGAACAUAGACGAGAUAGAAGCGCUCAACCUGGGCAACAACUCCCUGCAGGAUCUGCCAGACGGGCUGGGAUCCACCCUCAACAACCUGCGCGUCCUGGUCCUUCGCAGGAACAAGUUCAGCGCCGUGCCCAGGGUGGUGCUGGAGCUGGGGCAGCUGGUGGAGCUUGACAUGAGCCACAACUGUCUGAGGAGCCUGUCUGAAGGUGUGGGCCAGCUGAGGGGGCUGAAGAAGUUGUGCCUCAGUCACAACAAAAUCCUGAACCUCCCGGCUCAGAUCGGAGCGCUUCAGUGUCUGGAGGAGCUUGACGUCAGCUUCAACGACCUGCACGACUUCACCAGAUCUUUCUCCAGCCUCGCCAAGCUGCGGACUCUGGAUGCAGAUCACAACAAGCUGAACAGGUUCCCAGCUGAAAUCCUGGCCCUGGGUGAGCUGGAGGAGCUGGACCUGUCUGGGAACAAGUUUGAGGCUUUGCCCGCUGACGUUGUGAGGUUGAAGUCCACCAAAAUCCUGUGGCUCAGCAGCCUGCACAUGUUCUCCCUGCCCGACACCUUCUGUCACCUGCACAACCUGGAGAGUCUGAUGCUGGAUGGAAACAACCUCACAGUGCUGCCUUCCUCCUUCGCUCAACUGCAAAAAUUAAAAAUGAUUAAUCUGUCCUCUAAUGAGUUUGAGAACUUUCCACUGGCUAUCUUAAGCAUCACAGGUUUAGAGGAACUUUACUUGAGCAGGAAUAGACUGACUCACGUUCCAGAGGAAAUCGGUCAGCUGGUGAAGCUGGUGAACCUAUGGCUUGACAACAACAACAUUACUCACCUACCUGAAUCUAUCGUAGAGCUGGAGAAGUUGGAAGAGCUUGUUUUACAGGGUAACCAAAUAGCCAUUCUUCCAGAUAAUUUUGGGAAGCUGUUCAAAGUGAACAUUUGGAAGGUAAAAGAUAACCCCCUCAUCCAGCCUCCGUAUGAGGUGUGUAUGAAGGGAAUCCCUUACAUUGCUGUCUAUCAGAAAGAGCUUGCACAGUCGCAGCUUGCUGUGAAGCCACGGCUAAAGCUGGUCCUGAUGGGGAGGAAGAAUGCCGGGAAAACCCUCUUGAUUCAGAGCUUAGUGGACAAAAAGCAGGACAAAAGAGGAGCCCAGGCAAACAAAGGGAUUGAAGUCACAAACUGGGUGGCAGACGCUGAUCGCCAUCUCACAUUCCUAGUUUAUGACUUGUCAGGGAAUCAAAACUAUGACCUCAUCAAACCCUUUUUCCUCUCCCCCGGCGCUCUCUAUGUUCUUGUUGUCAAUCUCAAAGCCUACUCAGCCAAGAACUUCUAUGACCACGUUGGGUAUUUCCUUCAUCUGCUUUGUGCCAAAGUUCCCCACGCUGUGGUGUGCUUGGUGGGCACUCACGCAGACCAGUGUGAAGAAGUGGAGCUAGAGGAGAAGACUCUAGACAUUCACCGACAGAUCGGGUUGCAGGAGCGGAGCGACAUCCAGAACCUAAGAAGCCUGGCUCAGCAAGUAGACCAAGCUCUUGAGCAAGGAUACAACGUCCGCACCUCCAGCCCUCACGUCCUCUUUUACAGUGUCACCGACAGGAACCUGAGGCGCAGAAAAGCCCAGCUGCAGUACAUCCUGAACCACCGGCUGCAGAUCUUGUCUCCCAUUUUGAGCACCAGCUGCGUGGAGACCCAGAGGAACAUUCAGAGGUUGCGGGAGAAGCUCAUGUCAGUUGCAGACCAACGGGAGAUCUUCCCCAACCUCCACCGUGUGCUGCCAAAGUCCUGGCAGAUGCUGGAGGAGUUGCACUUUAAGUCCAAAGAUUUGUGGCUCUCGUGGUGGAGCUCAGCCCGUCUGGGCCUUCAGGCAGGUCUCACUGAAGACCGACUACAGAGCGCCUUAUCUUACCUGCACGAGAGCGGGAAGCUGCUCUACUUUGAGGACAGCAUAACUCUAAAGGAGUAUGUUUUUCACAAUCUUCCUCAAUUUAUUGCAAUUCUUAACGUCUUUUUUCUGAGGGAUGAGUCCACGCUUUUGGACCGGCUGCUCUCUGAGGGUGAGAAGGGAGACAAGGGGAGAGUAAGUCUGGUUAUAGAGAACGAGAAGGGAGAGAGCCUCAGGGUCACCCAUCUUCAGCAGCAUGUGGAGGGCUUCCUACAACAUGGCCUCCUGCCCUCAAACGUCAUCCGCCUGCUCCUCAGGCCGCUCGUUCAGACCCAGCAGGACCUCCAUCUCAUCAUGGAGCUCCUGGAGAAGAUGGGAAUCUGUUACUGCAUCAAUAAACCCCGCUGCAAGCCUCUAAAUGGAGCCACCGUCUGGUACAAGUUCCCCAGCUACGUGAGCAGUGAGGAGGUCCAGGCAGAGGACUCCGCUGGUGGUAACAAUCUGCCUGCCAGCCCCUUAUUCGCUCUGGAGCAACUGCACAUCCAGUACAGCUUCCCCUUCCUGUUUCCUCCUGGACUUUUCACACGCUUCAGCGUGCAGAUAAACAGACAUGUGGUUCAGCGGUCAGACGGAAGGUAUCAGAUCUUCGCCUACAGGGGUAAGGUCCCUGUGGUGAUCAGCCACCAGCCGUCUAAAGGGAAGCUGCUGGCAGAGACUCUUUCCAUCGCCAGCCACGCCUCACUGCCCAACAUCUGGACUGCCUGGCAGGCCGUGACUCCGCUGGUGGAGGAACUGAAUAUGCUGCUGCAGGAGUGGCCUGGCCUGCACUACUCUGUACAUGUUCUCUGUUCCAAGUGCCUCAAGAGAGGGUCGUCCAACCCACAUGCCUUCCCGGGUGAGCUGCUGAGCCAGCCACGACCCGACAGCCUGACUGAGAUCAUCUGCCCAAAGAACGGCUCGGAACGGGUCAACGUGGCUCUGGUUUACCCUCCGACUCCCACCAUCAUGAGCCCCAAGUGAUCCCUGAUCUCCCACCUCCCCUCAACCCCCAAACACACACACAAACACCGGACUCAGCUCGUCCCACCACACCACCGGAGUCUCCGUCUCCAUCAUCUGCCCCCCACC
Molecule: messenger RNA, 3246 nt
Organism: Nematolebias whitei (Rio pearlfish)
Lineage: Eukaryota; Metazoa; Chordata; Actinopteri; Cyprinodontiformes; Rivulidae
Gene: mfhas1
Product: multifunctional ROCO family signaling regulator 1
Exons: 2
Coding region: 64-3138 (1024 amino acids)
Molecular function (GO): protein binding
Source: RefSeq, a predicted model, not a curated record